GUCUUUUAUGCCCACCGGUACAACAACCAGGAGAUGAUGAGCUGUUAAUGCAGAAUAAGAUCUGGUUCUAAAGAAACAGGCUCACUGGCCCAUUCACCAAACUUCAGAGAUGUUGAGAAUUCAACAUCUGCAGGGAACAGGAGCUGGUCGAAGAAGAAUGCGGCCAUCAAACACACUUUGAGAAACUCUGCUGCAGCCCAUCUAGCUGUGGUGUAUUGUAUUAAACUCAGGUCCUCUAUGGAUCCAAACCUCAGUUCAUCCAUGAGUGCGGAUUUCCCACAUUACAACUUCAGGAUGCCUAACAUCGGAUUCCAGAAUCUGCCUCUCAACAUAUAUAUUGUGGUUUUUGGCACUGCUAUAUUUGUCUUCAUCCUUAGUUUACUCUUCUGUUGCUACUUGAUUAGGCUCAGACAUCAAGCACACAAAGAAUUUUAUGCAUACAAACAGGUUAUAUUAAAGGAAAAAGUAAAAGAAUUGAAUUUACAUGAGCUCUGUGCAGUGUGUCUAGAAGACUUCAAGCCUCGAGAUGAGUUGGGGAUUUGUCCAUGUAAGCACGCCUUCCACAGAAAGUGCCUUAUUAAGUGGCUGGAGGUUCGGAAAGUGUGUCCACUGUGCAACAUGCCAGUUCUGCAGCUGGCCCAGCUGCACAGUAAGCAGGACCGUGGACCCCCACAGGGGCCCCUCCCCGGGGCAGAGAAUAUUAUAUAAGAUCCCCAGACUGUUGCUGGAUACAAUGUCCACGUGGAGCCUGGAAGAACCAAGGAGUCUCUGGGUUGGCUGCUUUCUACCUGGGGCAUCAGUUGCCACUUCCUUUGCCUCAUGAAGAACUCGUGGGCUAGCUAAGCUGGGAGCCCAGACAUUGGUUUUUGUGACAACCAAAGCACUCUGACAUUACCCUGUGCUCAGAGAAGACGAGUGGAUGAGCUUGUGGGAUUGGUUCAAGAAACUUCAUGAGAGUCUUUUGCUACCUUCACUACGCUGUCUCCUAGACUCUCCAUGUCAAGGUGAAUCUUUAUCAAACACAAGGGAAGAUAAACACAAGUGUUAGAGAAGGGAACUGAGGGCAGGCCUUCAAAGCCCCACACCCCCACCCUGUGAACAGAUGAGCUUCUGUGCAGACCGUGCAUGCCUUUGCAGCAGCAACCCCACCCCACUCCUGCCUGGGCAGUCCCCAAGCCAAGUAAAACAAGGGGUUACCUCAGUCAAAGCAUGACCAGUUGCCAGUGGUUGGUGAGGCUGUACCAACGCAAGGCUUUUCACAUUAGGUCCCUUUAAUGUGGCCAAGGGCUUUAGUUACUCUUGUAACCAGCCCCUUCUCCCUCAAUUUCACAGCACCUUCUAUCAAAUCAUCUAAGCUAAAAGCAUUAGAUGCGCUUGGAAAGGCUUGGUCAGAAGCCAUUUACUCCUACCAUUUCCCCUUCCUACUCACCAGUGAGGCAUGGCCAGACUGCCCAGUCAGGAGCCCCAGCAGCGGGCGGUGGGGUGAGGGGCUGAGCUCACCCUGUCCCUGUGCCCACUGCCUCCCUAGGGAGACACCACAAGCCCCCCAGCGCACUGAGGAGUGUCUUCUGAACAUGGCCAAUCCCUCUGGCCGGUUGCAAUGAGAGUAAGGUGCCAACCCCCUGGCCUCUCAAUGUUUCCUGCCCUCUUUCUCCCCUGAGGCUUGGGCUCUGCCUUCUUCCUUCCCUCUCUUGCGCUCUGUUUCUACUUAAAGAUAAAUGCCUGUCACUGACUUUUUAACAAUGUAAAGAAUCCCAAAUAGGAUCCCUACAUAAUUCUGAAGCCAGUGAUCCACUUGAAAUUGUAAAUAGUUUCAGGAAGUUCCUGCAGGGCCGUUCGCCCUUUUGGUGGUGUGCCUCCUCAGUAUUUGAACGUUUGGUAACUAAUUGAAAGUGUCUUUCCAGGAAAAGUGCAUGGUGUUCUUAGAAUCUUUCUGUCCAACUUUUCUAGAAAUGAUUCAAUAUCCUGAAUAUUGUAGAAAUUAGCUGUGUAAAGGCGGUAGUGGGUCUGAUAAGAAAGUUCUUUUCCACAGGCCCACCCCCCACUUCCUUCCACAAGAGGACAGCUUUGCUUCACUCUAGCCAAGGGGGGGGGGUAGGGAAGGUAGUUUUCACUUGGAAAUGCAGUCUGUGUAAUAUGGAGAAGAUGGAGGGAGCUUUGUGACUCUGCUCAUAGCAUGUCUCCAGGAAUUUUUUCUAGAAUCCAACCUCUACCAACUUAGAAUGGGAAAGGGAACCUGUCCUUGGGUCACAUGGCUGGGGUCAGAUGAGGAGGAAAAUUCCCAUUAGCCUAGAAAAGCACUGGGCAGAAUCCAUUUUGGAAAAUUACAAUUCCAGUUGGUCAGAAUCAGCAGUUUCCCAUGGGUGACCUAUUUGUGGUGUGCUAACAAUGACUGCUUGCUAAGGGGGCCAGGAAGUGUGGAGUAUUGCAUAUGAAAGCCCUAGCCUGUGGGGCAUCCAGGAAGAGAACUCCUUGUUCACACCUACUCUCAUUCCUUGUCCUCUACUUGUAGGACAAUAGAGUUUGAAUGCUGGGAAACUCAGUUUACAGUGAAAUGUUUUCAGUGAUCAAUGUCAAAAGUAGGCUUGCUUUUGCACUAGGCUCAUUAUUGGCCAACAACCUUCAUUUUCCAUGGAAUGGCCUUGGGACAAAUCUUGUCUCCCUUGUAAGGCUUCAAUAAGAAAGGAUUUUUGCCCUUAAAGGAGGAAUUCUUUAUGCUCUAUACUGCAAGUUAUUUCAGCUCACAGCUUUUGUAGGAUUGUAGCCAUUCAGUUGCAGCUGUUCUCUCUGCACCUCAGUACUAGAUAGACCAUCUCACUAAGCCCCUGUAUUUGUAGGGGGGCAAAUUCAUCUGACUGGGUCUAAGAGCUAAAGGAAGGCUCAGGUGGUUGAUGCCUAACACUGGACCAGAGGAGCAAUGGCAGAAUGACAGCUGUCCGAGAAAAGCUCAAAAAUGUGCUGCCUCCCUACUGGGCACCAGCUUAGAUCUGCUUCACCCCGAGGCGCCACUAUGACCUCAAUGCUGGUGAAUGUAGAGUCCUUUUUAAAAGUGCAUUCCUGCUGCUAGAAUUAGGCUGGAGGCUGGAGUUGUAAAAGUGCUCAUUCUGCUAUUAAUCCUCUCCCUUUCCUGGCCUGACAUCCUUCGAUUGCAGGAUGUCCAAUAUCACUCUCACUAGUUCCUGAGACUCUUAGCAGCACCUGGAUCCUCCACCAAGACUUUCCUGGACCUCUGCAUCGACAUGCAUUUGAAGGGCAGGGUGAUCCUGACUAAAAUCACCGAGUUUUGUAUGUGAAGGACGAGGUUAAAUCUCUUAUCAAAAUGUUUUUAAGGAAUGGGUUUAGGACCCCUUCAUGCUUGUGGCUCAGGUUCAAACCCCAAAGUAAAACUAAUGUGGCUGCCCCUUUCCACAUUAUCUCAGUGAGCUGCUGGUGUCCUUUUGUUAAUGUGUAAAAUAACUGGGGACUCUUGUAUGCUUUCGGGCCACUGGCUGGUGACAUGGUGAUUUUUUUUGCACUUUCUCUUAAUGAGAUUUAAGCAGCUUCAAGAUUGGCUGUUACUUAUGCACUGUGGGCUAGUGAAGCAUAACUCAGCCCCAGCUGGAUGCUACGGGUGACUAAGGAAAUGACUGCAUUCACCUUGCUUUAGGAACAGGUAACAAAACCAGCCUGAUUUGUUCCUGGUUGGGUAGGCAGAAGACAUCAGGAGUUGUCAUCCAUCACUUUUCUUUUGCCAUAAUUUGAUUUAGAUGGCCUGUCCCUGGCAGAUAAAAGUCCUUGUAGACUGUUAUUGCCUAACCAGAGAUUAGGACAAGACAGAUAUGGCCAGAUGAGGAUGGAUGUCCCAAGGGGAAGGUCUCAGUUGAGGGAUACAGGAGAUCUCCCACCAUUUUCCAAGAUUACUUGACAGGUCUUGACCAAUCAAGAUCAUUUCCACAACGCCACACCCCUCAGAUCCAUCAGAGAAAUGGCCUGAGGCCUUGUCCCUUUCUACAGCCCCACUCCAAAAGCAUGUGGGUGGACUCCAUGACUCCACCCUGACCUUGCCCUCCUAUGCCACUCUGAACAACUGUAGUAGUUCCUUUCUGGAGAGGGUCUCUUGAGCACUGCUUUUCUGAAAUGCAUACAGGGAGGCCUCUCCAGAGCUCUGAGCAGAAAAGGUGCCAAAUGGUUUGUUAAUGUGAUAUAUUACGUUAAUUGAUUUUCUUGUGUUGAACCACCCUUACACACCUGGAAUAAAACCCACCCCCUCAUGCUGUUUAAUUCUUACUGGCAGAACUCCCCUGUGACACUAUCUGGUCCUGGACUUUUCUUUAUUGGGAGGUUUUUGGUGACUGAUUCAAUGUCUUUACUUGUGACUGGCUUGUUGAGGUCUUCUAUUUUUUUUUCUCGAGUCAGUGUAAGUUGGUUUCUAGGAAGUUGUCCAUUUCCUCUAAGUUGUCUAAUUUAUUGGCAUAGUUCAUAGUAUCUUCGUAUGAUCUUUUAUUGUUUGCAUCUUCUCUCUUUUUGUCUUUGUCUAGCUUGUUAACUUUGUUCUUCUCCAAGAACCAACUUUUGGUUUUGUUGAUCCUAUUUGUUGUUGUUGUUCUUGAUUUCACUUAUUUC
Choloepus didactylus (southern two-toed sloth) is the source of this 4602-nucleotide messenger RNA. It is a transcript of the gene RNF24, whose product is annotated as ring finger protein 24. The transcript is spliced from 7 exons. Gene Ontology annotation, molecular function: zinc ion binding; ubiquitin protein ligase activity. Bases 238 to 708 code for a protein of 156 amino acids. The record is from RefSeq and is a predicted model, not a curated record. Gene Ontology annotation, cellular component: endomembrane system. Lineage: Eukaryota; Metazoa; Chordata; Mammalia; Pilosa; Megalonychidae.